Molecule: messenger RNA, 866 nt
Organism: Stylophora pistillata
Lineage: Eukaryota; Metazoa; Cnidaria; Anthozoa; Scleractinia; Pocilloporidae
Product: cilia- and flagella-associated protein 68
Biological process (GO): flagellated sperm motility
Cellular component (GO): nucleus
Source: RefSeq, a predicted model, not a curated record
CAAAGUUUCGAAAAGAAGAUAAGAUCGGAGAAAGAAUAACGGAUGAUAAAUUCUUCAAUAUCGCGCCAAGAUGACAUACUCUUCCUCAGAAAAUACGAUACCCUUUGUGAGCGAGCUUAGAGCGACAGGCCACGGGGAAGUUUGGGAUCAUACAGACGAGAAAAAGCUUCAGCAGUUUGGAUGGAGAUGCACGAAUACCGAAAGUUCCUACAACACAAAUACUCUAAUCGGCAACUGGAACGAACAGCGAUUUGACAUCAAUAGAAUUUCAAAACCAAAACCAAUUCCUUCACAGUAUAAUCACUAUUUUGAAACGACAUAUGGUACUGGAUAUCAUGCAGUAGACAGGAGCAAAGUACCAGCGGCGUUAAAACACCUUGAAGCAAGAGAACCAAUAGCAUUUCCAGCUCAUCAACCUGAACUUGAUCCAAAAAUGCUCAAGAAACAGUACAACUCAUAUUUGACAACAUCUAGAGCAGCCUUUGGUGAUCCAACUUCACAAAAAUAAGUCUGCUUAAUUAUCAAAACCCAUGGAAAUCUUUACUUUUGUUACUUUUUGAACUUCUAAAUAGCCACAAUUCCCCAAAUUUUUUGUUAUGGAAGCAAUAAUAUUUUCAUUUGGUUUAAAGAGUCAGAUUUAAAUGUCGCCCCAUGGAAAAGUUCUAAAAAUUCUUAAAUAGUGAAAAACAAUUUUUUUUCAGAAUUCACAUCACAUUUUCAAAGAAAUUAGCCUAGUAGUCAUUAUUACAAUUAAUACCAAAAGUCAGUUUUGCAAUAUUUUUUGCAUAUUUAUGCUAAUAACAAUUGUCACAGAACAAAAAAUAAUUCUUUGAAAACUUAAUAAAACUCAAUGAAAAUUUGUUGUA